GGACCGUCAGUCAGGCCGUUGUCCGGCGGCGACGGGAGAACUCCCGACUCGAGGCUUCGGGCCUAGCUGUGCGCAGAGAUCCGGCCGGGCUGGGGUCGCCCUUCUGCCCCGAUGCUUAUCCCCCGUGUCGGCGUGAAAUGUGAUCAUUUGCCCUGACUGAUGAGAGUUGCUCCCACCCUUACAACCCCCGGCCCGCUCUCCUUCCUCUCACUUGUGGGCCGGGCUCGGGCCCUGCUACGGUGCCGCAGGUCGGAGGCUGCAGCCUGGGCCUCGGGGUCGGGUUCGCCGCUAGCUGAGAGCAGGACGGUAGCGGGAGGCCUGUAGAUGGCCGGGGCACUCCGGCUGUGCCGGAUCGGGCGGCCAGGGUUGGGGCGGGAGUCACCGGGGGUGAGCGAGGUACUGCCCCUCGUCACAGAUUCAGUGCACGGUCAGCCUGGGUCCAAAGAGCUCCGAGGCGUGACCUGGGGCAUCGCUGACUGCCAUCAGCAUCGCCCGCACGCUCAGAACAACUGGGCACCUAAGUGGGGGGAUGGCAUAGCAAAUACCCCUCAACGUGGGCAGACGGAAUCUUCUUGUAGCUUCAAAUCAUAGGUAAAGGCAAUUCCCUCUUAUUAACCAGCCAUCAAAGACCAUGUAUACGGAAAGGUGCUAGAAAAGAACCAAUAAUGUCAUGGAGGAUCCCACCCACCCUUCUCAUGGACUGUUUGCCCCAUUUCCAUCGCGUACACCAGACUCAAAAACUUUCCACAGAUGUGAGGGAAGCAACAAUAUGUCCAGAGUGUCAUUCUCCUGCUAUAAUGUUCUUAAUGAAUUUGACACCUGCCUCUGCAAUACAGACAGAUUGGCAGUCCUUUGGAGCUUCCCAGAGCUACAGCCUUCCGGUGGGUUUCUCCUCCGUAAAGGAGAAGUUCUCUGCUGUUGGAAGUACUGUUAACGUAAGUGUACAAAUGAUUGUGGAAAACCUGCAGCCCCAUAACUCAUCUCAUGCUAUGAACAAUGACCCCAGUAGUAAUGCUCAAACAAACCUAGUCACAAAAUGGCGGAGUGAGGGUGCGUUAGACAACAGCGCCAUCAAGCUUCUAAAAGGGGCCGCUGUAGAGGAUCUGAAGACCGUGUAUCCAACCUGUGCACUCGGCACAGAGGAGUCGAAUUUGGGCCAUUGUGAACUGGAUACAGACAGCGAUGAGUCUGUUGACCGAGAUAUAGAAAAGGCUAUUCAGGAAUACUUGAAGAAGAAGACAGAAGAAAGUUGCUCAAUGUCGAACGUCAUACAUGAUGCUGAAGUUCCUCCUGUGAUACAUACACCUAUCAAAGACGCUGCUCCAAAUGUCAGUAAUAGAUUCUCACUUGAAGAAAAGGUGGUCCCCACUGAACUUGUCAAUGUUGACCCUCUUCCUACCCAUCCAAAGGCUGCUACCGAUUCCAGAUGUUCUUCACCUUCCAGCAUCAGCAGCAAUGACUCUUUUGAACUGAGUAUACAAGCUGAGAUUGAAAGGUUCUUGCAAGACAAGCGGGAUAAAGAAACCAGCGAUCCCAGUGACAAACUAGCAUCCAAGGGAGGACCAGCACAGAAGGAAAAUCUGGUGAAGGUAGGACUGAAGAGCAAGAAGAGGUACAUCAAGGCCAGCGCAGGGAACCAAGCACGUGUUGUCAAACCAUUGGUGACAAAUCCCAAUACUCAAGUUACUGGCACCAAAUCCACCAAAGUAGGUGAAGUUGGCAAAUCUGGGAAGACCAAUGAAAGGAAUCCCAAGAGCCAUAAAAAGCUGGCCAUUGAGAGGAAGCCAUCAGCAAUGCCUAGCUUUAAGGAUCUCUGCAAAAAUAGUAACAUCCAGUUGAACGUGAAGACUGAAUUCUCUGUCCCAAAGCCUAAUUCCAUAACCACAGGAGCAGAGCUAUCUGACUCUAGUAGUGAUGAUGGGAUUGAGGAAGCCAUCCAACGUUACCAGUUAGAACAGAAGAAAAUCAAGGAUCUUCCCUUUGCCCUUGGAUUGUUACCUCACAAGCCUCUCUGUUCCAUGAACUCUGAAUCCUCUUUGGAUGCUCGUCAUGCACCCAAGGACGAGGGGAAGGAAACAACUCAAGCAACUCUGAGCAAGAAGCGGAAGCAAUGUAUACCCAAGUCUGUGGAGUCAAAGGCACAGUAUCCACACAGCCUUUUGCAUACAGUCUCCAGUGAUCAGUUGAGCAAUGAUUUUGUAAAGCAAAAGGAAAGGAAACACAUAGUCUCUGAGUUAAAUUUGAAAAGAACAGAGACCCCAUCAGAAUUUUUCCGAAAACAGGAAGGCCCUUUGGUGCUCAGUGUAGAUGAAGAUGGCAUGUUGAACAGGGAAGUGCAUGUGGCCUGUAGGAAGAUGACCAGCAAGUAUGCCACUGUUAACUCCCAGCAAAUCUCAUCUUCCGACAGUGAAGACAGUUCUGUGGAUAGUAGUGACAGCAUUGAAAAGGAAAUUCAAAAUUACUUGGCUCUGAAGGUGAGCCAAAGGAAUGAGAAGUCAAAUAAAGUGGAGGCUAUGAGUGAGUCAGUCAAAGUCUUCCCCUCAGAUCUGAAGGAAGAAGAUAGUCUGAACUUGUUCUCUCCUCUGUCUUCAUCUCAGAUGCCCUUAUUGCAGAAAGAAAGUCUGAAGUCUAAUGACAGUGUUGGUCAUAAGACUGGAAAAGAAAAGUUGAGAGAAAGCCAGCCAGUUGCCAGUGGGGCACCUGUUUCCAGGACUGACCCUGACACUGCUCCCUCCAAGAUUAAACUUAAAAAAGAUCUGUUGGAGCAAGAUACUUUAGACAUAAGCAAUGUCUGGGACAGCAAGGCAAUCAAUAGAAAUCAGGGCAAAUUAUCGCCAAACUGGGCUACCAGCAUACAGUCCUGUCAUAAGCCAGUCCAUGAUGCUUGGCAGACAGACGACAAAAGUAGUUCAUUGGACAGUGAUGAAGAUCUGGAUACUGCUACAAUGGAUCUUCUGAAGACCAGAAAAAGAGUGGGGAGAAGAUCAAGGGACUCUAAGAACUGGUGCAGGAAGCGUGUACGGUUUACAGGGGCAGAGGUGCUCACCUUCUCUGAGCAAAACACUGGUAUUGGGAAUGAAACUCCCAAGGCCACUGGUGAAGGGCUUGCAUUGAGCCAUGCUCCCCUGAAGAGCUGUUUGUCAAAAUCUAGUAGGACAGUCUGUAGAAGUUAUUUAGACUUUAAAAGUAAAAAUAACAAAAGAGCUGGGGAGACAUCAGAAGGUGAAGGAAAUGGCAGUAUGGUUAGAAUGGGAAGGCCCAUAUCGGUCUUGUUAUCUACAACGCCAUCCACCGUGGUUGAACCAGUAACUCAAAAAACCAUGACCGGAGACAGCAGUUCCGGAGAUAGUGACGAUGGUAUUGAGCAAGAAAUCCUGAGAUUCCUAGCAGAAAAAGCCAGAGGGAAUAGUGUAGCUGAGGAAAGCUUGAAAGACCAGGGUGAAGUGCAAGAUUUUAUAGAGCGAGGCGAAAGAAACAGAUCGUUAAAAGUGCCAGGCCAUGGUGCAGAAAUGUCUUCCAUUUCUCAGCAGACUGAGGGAUCUUGCAGCGUUGGUAUGAAGGAACCGCAUCAUGAGGAAGAGGCGGUCACAGCUGGGUGCUCAUUUGGAGGUAUGGAAAGUGCUGCUGCUGAAAGCAAGGCUCGCAUUCAUGAUCCAGGUUUGCUUCAGGACGCUUGUGUUAUUCACAGCGCAGAGCACCAGACUGAACACAGACCAAUUGUCAGAGAAUUGUCAACUGUGUUUCAAACUAAAACUGCACUUGAGCAGGGGAUUUUGCAAGUUGGUACCACAGACUGUCAAGGGAAAGAGAGCAGUAUCAGCAAGUGUGAUUUGCACAGUAACGUCCUGCAGGUGGAUAAUCCCUUAGGAAACUGCAUCACCCAGAACGUACAGGACAAACAGGCAGCUGCGGGUUUCAAAGCAAUUCCACCCUUGGUUCGGGAGCUAAGUGGACAAUGUAUUGAUCUCAGAGAGCAGGGUGUGAGACAGCCUCAACCAGAAGCAGUUCAAGCAAUGUCUUUAGAGGGAACUGUAAGCAAAUUGAAAUCAUGCAAUGUCGUCUUCACUGAACCUCUCUGUGACACUGUGCCGAAAGGUGGGGAGAAAGAUUCUAGCAGUAGAGCUAAAUAUUCCAUGGAAAGCCAGUCACAUGUAGGGUGCAGUACAGAACAGAGCCCUCGUACUGCAGGUGAAACAUAUUCACACCUGGGUUGGACAGGCAGAGAUAUAACUAAACCUGAGGAGGGUGGAUAUCCAAGCAGGCCUUCAGCAUCUCUGAUGCCAUCAGUAAGUCCUGAUGUUCAUUCCAGUGAGAUGAGGGGUCUGCCUUGUGGUACCUGGCAGGAGCAGAGUGACCACAAUUAUCAGUGUGGAAUGAGGCAUGAGAUGAGGUCAAAUCAAGAUGCUGGACCUGAAUGUUUCAACUUUGUGAGAUCACAUUCAUGUGAAAGUAGAGGAGCAAGCACCAGUGUACCAUUUGCUGCACAUUCCAUACCUUCAACCCACAAGGAAACCAGCAGGAUAGAUCAGAGCAUGCAGAGUACAGAGCCAGAGACCGCCAAAGGAAUAGUGAGUGGUGAGGGAACUUCUGAAGAGAAGGCCAGCAGUCAGUGCUCAGGUAAAGAAAAUGGUGGAACUGCUCAAUGGCAGUCGCUGAACCUGUCUUUGUUGGAAACUAAGAAUGAGGAGCAAAGCGACAGGAGACGAACAGGAGUGGGUUUUGAGGAGAAAAGUCCUCAACCCUUUUAUGAGAAAGCAAAUGAUCAAUCAGAUAAUGGUGAUAGAAUGGAGACUGGUAGUUCAGGACAGCAGGGACAGUAUAUUGAUAUGUAAGUAUAAUGUUGUACAAUAGGUUUUCUCUUAAUUAUUUAAGAUAACCAUUAAGUUCUAUUGUAGACAGUGGGAUGUUGGCAAAUGAUUUAAGACAAUUUUUGGUUGAUGUGAUGAAAGGCUAUCCUAGAUAAGCAUUUGAUUUAGGACAAAGAAAAUACAUUUUUAAAAUGUCCAUUCCUGUCUUUUCCAAAUAAAUAGGAUGAUUAAAAGUUGGGCUGUAUAGUUUCAAAGCAUUUCUUACCAUGGCUGAGGCCCACUCCAUGAAAUGUAGUUGCCAUUUGUUUCUGUGGUAGUGGAGGGCUCACCAUUUCUCAUCUUAAAUUGAUUUGUGUUUGCAUUUCUCAGGGUCAGUACAGCACAGUCUUUCUUCCUGUCCGCAGAUAAUACCCAUAGCACAUCAUCCCAAAAUCUGGAAAAAUAGCCCCAGUUCUAAUUAUUGUUUUCAGGGUCAAAGCUGGUGAUGGUGAUCACUCUUUGCACUUCUGAACGAAUCAGAUCCAGGCUCUGUUCCUGAUAAAUACAUUCAGAGAACAACACGGGAUUGUCUCUGAUAGCUCCUAAGUUUGAAUAGUACAAAUUGAGUUGACGCGUAAAUAACCGUCAGUUGUUUGAGCUAUUCUGAAGAUUGAAAGUCAAUAAGAGUAAAGAUUGAUCUGGGAUGAAGAGCCACAAUAGAAAUUGUUUUUGAACUGACAGAGGGAAAGUUACUCAAAUAGAAAAUGUGUACAGUAAGUUUAGCUUGCACACAAACCUGCAGGAGGUACCGGAUCCUUUUUUUUUAUUGCAUUCAAAUUUUAUUUCUAUUUCUGUUAAGAAGCAGCACAAAAACUGUUUAAUUGUUAAUAGUGGUAGUAGGUGACCUGGGAUGCCAGGAAGUGAGGUGAAAUUGCUGAGGAACAGAUCUUGCCAAGGGACUAUAAUUUUGCAUUCAUUCAUUGAGGUUCGGGAUGCUGACACUGGAAAAUCAAAUUGCUAUCUAUUUGGGAACAGUACCACCAGACGCAGAAAAAAGAUGGCUUCCUUGUCCUGGCCAUAGGCCUUAUCAUCAGCCUUGUAACUAGAAGCUUCUAAACCCCACUGCAUUAGAUUAUCUUAAUAUUCCUCGUGAAGCAAGCAUCUUUUGGAGAUUGUGGACCAGAACUGCCAAUUCUCAACACCUACUUGAUCUCUGGAGUUUAAUUGGCCAUCAGCAGGUUGGCUUUCACCCUCGGCCAAUAGUUGAAAGUGUAGAUAAUAAUUACUUUUUGUUAUUAUCCCUGCAAGUUGGAAUAGGAUUUGCCCAAAUUAUCAUUGAAUUGAUCAUAAAUUGAGAGAUAAUUAGCAAAAGACUGACUUCAGGAACUUACUUUCCCAAACUCCUGGUCUUCAUGAAGGAAUUUGACUUCUAGAAAUUUUCGGGCUAGUAUGGCAAUAGGCUAGCCUGGGGCACCUGCUAUUCCCAGGCAGUUUCUCAUCUAAGUAUCAGUCAGGUGUGAGCAUGCUUAGCUUUCAAUACCAGAUGAGAUUAGGCACAAUAGUGGUUAGCGUAAUGCUAAAACAAAGUCAGUGACGUGGAUUCAAUUCCCACUCCUGCCUGUAAGCAGUUUGUACAUUCUCCCCGUUACCAGGUGGGUUUCCUCUGGGUGCUCUGGUUUCCUCCCACAUUCCAAGAUGUAAUUGGUCACAUGGGUGUAAUUUUGCCUCGCAGGCUCAUUGGCUGAAAAGCCUGUUGCCAUGCUGUAUCUCUAAGAAUAUUUCUAAGAAGUCAGUUUUCUAGUAUGCAGCAGGAAGAAUUGUUUAAAAGAAAGCUAGUCACAGCUGAUCUCAGGCAAAGAGGGGGAACUGUAGUUUGUGUCAGGGGAACAGUGUCAUUGAGUAUACAUUUUCCCCAUUAUUGUCAAGCAGCACUCAUCCCAGGAUGAUCUGAGGGUAAAAAUGUGAGCUCGGUCAUGAAUGGGUUGAGAGGGAUAACAAAUCAGCCAUGACUGAAUGGUGGGACAGAUUCGAUGGGCCAAAUGGCCUAAUUCUGCUAUGGGCAAAUAGUCUGUCAACACUCAUCAACUGGGAUUAGAUUCUGUAAGGAGAAGCUGUGGAAAAGUACCUUGGGAAAGGGCACCCUACUUAAAGGGGAGGAGAAGAGAGAUAUGUAUGGAUUUAUAUAUAAAUGCAAAGAAUGUCAAAUUCCAGCUCAGAACUCACAUAGAUAAUCUUGCAAAGGAAUCUAUUGAAAUAUGACAUUUGUACAGACUUUAUACUCCAAGAAUACAGAAUGACUUAUUUUAAUUAGGGCCUGUUUUAAAUUUCUUGGCUCUUUAUUUAUGUAAAGUCUAGUGUAUUUAAUUCAGCAAAAUCCCAAUGAGAAAUGGGAUCUAUAAAUGAGUUACCUGGCUCUUCUUCUGGAUAACACAUUGCAGCAGCUUUGUCGGGAUGAUUUCAGCAAAACACAAUAAUGGUGUUGCACUAAAAAGCACCUUAUCAUGUCAGAGCAUUUUCUGAAGCGUCUAAACUGCUGUGGACAAUGAUUGUGGAACUAUCUUUAUAAAUGCUGACCUGCUGAGUUCUUCCAGCAUUUUGCUUGUGUGCUUAUAAAUGCUAAUCCUUCUUUCCAAAAUAAAAUAGUACUAUCAUUUUCUGUUAGCAUUUAACAAUGAGUGCAGAAUAGAAAAUUACAGGAAUGUAGCAAAUGUAGCAGCUCCUGGGGAAACCUUCACUAAUCUAAAUUCAUUUUGAUGGCCUUUUUACUGGAAUGAAGUGUUGUGGCUUACAGGACAGUUAAUGGCGAUGGGACCAAUUUUGAAGAGAUUAGGAAAAGGUUUACCAGCAACAGUCUUAUGUGGAAUAUUCUAUCCACAGAUUUCAUCUGAGAUUAAAUAUCAGGUUUAAUGACAAGUAAUUACACGUAAGUAAUGAAUGUUGCUGCAAAGACCAGUGUUUAUUAUCUAUUCCAAAUUACCCUUGAGAAUGUAAUGAUGUGAUAUCAUCUUUAAGAAUGCUUAGUGAUCCAUGCAUGCUCUUCCGCAAUCUUCAUUGAAUUGUGUCCCGUACUUCAACAGUAGCGAGGAAGUACUGGGUCAUGAUUUUGAAUAUAGUGAAAUACAGUUCUACUAUUAAUUGUGUCUCAGAGCACCUCAGACAUACCCAGUUUUGAAAUAUCAGUUUUAUUUAGAAUUUCUCUAACAAAAUACAGUGAUUGUAUCCUACGACAUAGCAAUGUGAGGUCAAAAUCAUGUCAAUUUUUCUUCAUCUUCUGCUGAACUACUCACAGUCAUGUCCUGGAUUUGGCCAGCUAGGUGAAAAAUGGUACACUCAAACUACUCUUGAAAGUGGAAAAUAAAGACCCCUUUCCCCUCCUUUCCAUCCACCCAUUUGGCUGCAUUUUAUGCCUUAUUCUUUGUAGUAAUUUUUAUUAUGGUGGACCUCUAAUUCAUCAGACAAGGCAGGAUAGGAGGUGAUGUUCUGCAUAGAUUGCCUUGCCCACCAUUGACAAUUGAAGUAUCUGAGCAACACGCUCAUUUUUUUGUAUUAGUCAUGAUGGGUAUGUUGAGCCAAUAAGAAAGGGAUGGGUAUGUCUGGGAUAUUAAAGGGUAUGAUUCUUUUGAGUGAUGGUGUCAAGCUUGAUAGUUCUAUUGAACAGCAUUCCCAAUUUUGGCAUGUUUUCAAAGUUCCCAGAACUGUGAUGUCUUUCCCGUGCACAAAUUCACCUGAUCUUUCUGCUAUGGAUAUCUGAUCGCCCUGUCCCUCUGAUGCCCAGCACAGAGCCACUGGACAUGUUCUAAAUCUAUUCUUUUGAGGGUACUGGUCAUGCCACAUAACACAAUGGAGCAUGAGCUCAUGUUGAAGAGACUUCAUGUUAAUUGAAUUUAAAUUCUUCGGCUGUCUCGGUGAGAUUUAAGCUCUUCACUUAGAGAAUCAGCAACAACUUGGAACCUGACAUCUGAGUGCAUAAGCAUUGUAAGCAUGCAGCAGCUGAUACUGGAUUUGGUCCUAACUUGGGUCUGAAGUGAGGUGAAGUAGAUUGAACAGUUUUCCCAAUGGUUCUGCAGAUGAACUUCACUCUAAUGGGCAGCUUGUUGGAGGCAGAGCAAAGUAUUACGGCAAGAAAAUGUAGAAGUGCCAAAGUGAUUGUGCAACCUUGUUUGAUACUGGUCUGUAGUGAGAUGGGCCUCUUGUGAAUGUAUUAAUGCAUUGGUUAGGCAAACCAUCAUGAAGCAAAUAUAACUCAGAGAAAUUUGUAUGGGCAUCCAAAUGUAAGGAAGAUGCUCCACAGUCCCACACAAUCAAUGUAUUCAAAGGUUCGAAUGAGGUAGAAAGCCGCAUAUUUUGUGGUUGGUGCUGUUCCCUUCUCUUAGACUUGAGGAGUUAGUGUGUCAGUGGAAAGAGUAUCUUGGAAAUCCCUAAAUAGUUAGAAAAUUGGAUUUGUGUCCUUUCUUGUGGAACUCAGUCAUUCUGAGAUUCACUGACCCUUUCUUCUCUUCUUAGAUGUCAGAGAUAAAGUUGUAGAUUUGUGGGAGAAGUUCCUCACCAUUAAGUAUUAGAACAUCAGCGUUUAUACUGUAUGUUUGCAGGGCCUUUUCAACUUGUCAAUCAAAGUUAGUAGCAAGGCUGCAUGAGAUAGUUUGCAAUUUUGAAUUUAUCCUCUUUUGGAUGGUGGUAAUGCCAGGUAGCUCAAUGGAAAAUGUUGUUUGGAUGGGUAUGGAAUUUCACCUGACAUAACUAACUGAAGUUAGGUUCUUUAGCUGGCUUGGUGGGAUUCUAGCUCAUGUCACCGGAUCACCCAGGAAUGGCUUCUAAAAUAUUUGUCCAGUAAUGAAACCUUUCUAAAUGAAACCACAUACUCUGUAGCAUUAUUCAUUAGUGAUCCAAAGAAGUAAUAAAAUCAUUUCAUUUUUGUGUUUUAAUCCAUUUUUUCCAUUUUUGGUGUAUAUGUUGCCAAAUAUUUUUUCUGUUUUGUGAAAUUUUCUUGUGAUGUUGAAAUUUCUCCUCCGUUUUUGCCUGAGGGGUAUAUUGUGCACAUAGUUUUUAACAAAUUAUGUGAAAUAUUUAAAUUAUACAUUUUCACAUCUUCUUGGCAAUUAUCUAAUAAAUAGCACAGUCUGA
Molecule: messenger RNA, 9908 nt
Organism: Hypanus sabinus (Atlantic stingray)
Lineage: Eukaryota; Metazoa; Chordata; Chondrichthyes; Myliobatiformes; Dasyatidae
Gene: ppp1r26
Product: protein phosphatase 1, regulatory subunit 26
Exons: 2
Coding region: 666-4832 (1388 amino acids)
Biological process (GO): negative regulation of phosphatase activity
Molecular function (GO): protein phosphatase inhibitor activity
Source: RefSeq, a predicted model, not a curated record